Macrobrachium nipponense is the source of this 1932-nucleotide messenger RNA. It is a transcript of the gene Gmer, whose product is annotated as GDP-L-fucose synthase-like. NCBI's taxonomy places the organism in Eukaryota, Metazoa, Arthropoda, Malacostraca, Decapoda, Palaemonidae. The record is from RefSeq and is a predicted model, not a curated record. Gene Ontology annotation, molecular function: GDP-L-fucose synthase activity. Gene Ontology annotation, biological process: nucleotide-sugar biosynthetic process.
CAUUUUACUUUGUGUCUUUUUACAGGAUUCUUGUUUGACAAAACUUCAUACUUUGAGAAUACUCAGUAUCAAAAGAUUGUUGCUGGUUUCAGCCAAAAAUGUCUGGAGAAGAGAUGAUUGUAGUUGUAACCGGAGGUUCUGGUUUAGUUGGUCAGGCUAUUAAGAAAGUUGUCGAGGAGGAAAAUCGCCCAAACGAAAAAUGGAUAUUUCUUAGCUCCAAGGAUGGAGAUUUAAAAAAUAGAGAGGAGGCUCAGGCUGCCCUUGCAAAGCAUAAGCCAACCCAUGUUAUUCACUUAGCUGCCAUGGUUGGAGGCCUCUUUAGAAAUCUGAAAUACAACAGUGACUUUUAUCGUUUUAACAUGCUCAUCAAUGAUAAUGUUUUAGAGACAUGCAAGAACUUGCAUGUGAAGAAGGUGGUUUCCUGCCUCUCAACAUGUAUAUUUCCAGACAAGACAACAUAUCCAAUAGAUGAAACAAUGAUUCAUAAUGGACCACCUCAUGAGUCAAACUUUGGUUAUAGCCAUGCUAAGCGGAUGCUUGAUGUCAUGAAUCAAGCAUAUCAUCAGCAGUAUGGCUGCCAUUUCACGUCUGUCAUCCCUACAAACAUAUAUGGUCCACAUGAUAACUUUAACUUGGAAGAUGGUCAUGUUUUACCUGGAUUGAUUCAUAAGGUUUACAUAGCCAAACAAAAUAACACCCCCUUUGUAGUUUGGGGUUCGGGCAAACCUCUGAGGCAGUUCAUCUAUUCUAUUGAUCUGGCGAGGCUGAUGCUAUGGGUACUUCGUGAAUACAGUGAAAUUGAUCCAAUUAUUUUUUGGUGAGGAAGACGAGGUUUCUAUAAAGGAGGCAGCUGAAAUGGUAGUUGAGGCAUACGACUUUAAAGGAGAAGUUAUAUUUGAUACUUCAAGAGCUGAUGGGCAGUUCAAGAAGACAGCUAGUAAUGCUAAAUUACGAAAGUAUUUGCCCGAUUUUCAGUUUACUGAUAUUCGUAAAGGCAUUAAAGAAUCUGUUGAUUGGUUUGUAGCAAACUAUGACACAGCAAGGAAAUAAAUUAAGGCAUUUCUUGAGUGAGUGUUUUGGUUUCUGAAGUACUUGUGUUCUUUACUUUUUUCCAAUAGCAGAUAUAAAAACUAAAGUAUUGAGAGUGGUUGAUGUAUUGUCACUGAUUUAAGACUAAGUGAAACAGGGGUAAAUUGUUUUUUUAUGAAAAUACGUUUUUUUUUUUUUUUUUUUUUUUUUAGUUUUCAUGUUAUUACUUUAGAAGAGAUGUUUCAGUGUAUCUUACACCUUUAGCAAUUUUAUAUAUUGUUGAAAAGCCUAGGAUACAGUGGAUGAGGGUGUGGUCUCAAAUAUUUAUUCUUUUUAAUUAUAUACAAGAUAUACUUUUGUAUUGCACUUCACUCGCUUGAAGUAGUCGACCCCUCAGUAUUUUGUGUACAGUUUCUCAUAAUAAUUGAUUAGUGUAUAUGAAGGUCUGUAUAGGAAAAUAAAUUUUAUACCAUAUAUUUGUAUAUAACAUGUUAACAGUUAUGUAAAUGAAAUCCUUGACAGUUACCAAGUCUAAUGUCUACUAGCUUUUUGAAGGUAUGGAUUUAAUGCAACAGUACCUGGGCGUAAUUUGCAGAUUUCACCUGCACUGUAUUCAUGCAGAUGUAUUUUUUUCACUUCCAAAAUUCUUAACUUGCUGCUACUAGUGUUAAAUAUUUGUACCUCUUUCUAUAUCUAAACAAAUUUGCUCAAGUCCAGAAAGCAGAAUUCAUCCUGGAAUGAAAAUUUGAAGUUUCUUGAGUAAAAACAACGUAGUUAAACCUUUUCAUUAUCCAGCAUGCUAUCUUGGGUUAUGUGCAAUUUGGAGGAUUAUGUAUACUGUACUUGCAUGGGAGAUUUGAAUCUGUACUUGUAUGGGAGAUUUUAAUAAAGUUAUUUUCCCUA